Molecule: messenger RNA, 1110 nt
Organism: Brachypodium distachyon (stiff brome)
Lineage: Eukaryota; Viridiplantae; Streptophyta; Magnoliopsida; Poales; Poaceae
Product: zinc finger protein ZAT11
Exons: 1
Coding region: 170-766 (198 amino acids)
Source: RefSeq, a predicted model, not a curated record
CCCCAUUCGGACAACGCUUCCAAAAACUCCUAACCGAUCAGGCGGCUGUCGCCUGUCGCUAGCUGCUAGCUCCUUCUUUCUUCUUCCGCUCAAAAAAAAAAAGCUCCUUCUUUCUUCUUUCUCCUUCAAUCGAUCGGUCGGUCGAUCUUGUAGCUCUGCUAUUGAAUCAAUGGCUCACGGCAAGAGGUCGAGGCAGCAAGCUGAGGCGGCGGCGGCGGGGGUCAGCCUGCUGGACCUGGACAGCGGCGACAUGGCGCGCAUCCUGAUGCUCUUCUCCGGCCACAACCACCAGCACCACAUCGAACAACACGGCUUCGCGGCGCCGUCGUCGUCGCCGGAGCGGGUGUUCGAGUGCAAGACCUGCAGCCGCCAGUUCCCGUCCUUCCAGGCGCUGGGCGGCCACCGGGCCAGCCAUAAGAAGCCGCGCCUCGCCGACGGGGCCCAAUCCGACCCGCCCAAGCCCAAGGUGCACGGCUGCUCCGUCUGCGGCCUCGAGUUCGCCGUCGGACAGGCCCUCGGCGGCCACAUGCGCCGCCACCGGGCCGCCGUGGCCGCGGAUGGUAUGGGCCUCGGGCUUGGGCUUGGGCUUGGGCUUGGCCUCGGGCCGAAAGUCGACAGCGGCAAGAAGACUACGCACGCGGCCGAGCUGGUGCUCGACCUGAACGUGCCGGCGUUGGAAGAGGAACCGGCGGCGGUGGGCGUGGAUCGCGCCAGAACGGGGCUCGCCGCGGAAUUAUUCCCCGUGGUGGUUGACUUCCGACGCUGAGUUCAGCACACGAUUUUUUUUUUCACCUCUGGUGGAUCGAUAUCUAUACAAGUUUUGUAAUUCAACGGUGUUUUAAAAUUGGGCCACUGGGGAAGUCAAACCCUUUGAACAUUAGAAAUACUGGAGCACAUGCUUUUCUAAUGUCCCAGGGGCUUUAGUGCAUGGUUUGACUUUAUUUGUGCCAAACCAUUUCAAGGGAGCGGGCAACCACACACAAAUGCUUUUCUGUUGGUGGGAGUUCAGAUUUUGUGAUGCUCCUUGAUUAGCCUCGCGGCUUAUCCACCAUGAAUACGAAUGAGGCUGAAUGAGGCGAGUAUUAUGAUAUCAGAUGGAGUUUUAUUCCC